This is a messenger RNA of Ctenopharyngodon idella (grass carp), 1632 nucleotides long. It is a transcript of the gene crabp2b, whose product is annotated as cellular retinoic acid binding protein 2, b. Bases 846 to 1286 code for a protein of 146 amino acids. Gene Ontology annotation, cellular component: nucleus; cytosol. The record is from RefSeq and is a predicted model, not a curated record. NCBI's taxonomy places the organism in Eukaryota, Metazoa, Chordata, Actinopteri, Cypriniformes, Xenocyprididae. Gene Ontology annotation, molecular function: fatty acid binding. Gene Ontology annotation, biological process: fatty acid transport. The transcript has 4 exons.
UAUUAUGAAUAUUAUUUUACUACAUUAUUUGUAUAAAUAUUGUUAUAGCCUCAAAGUAGUGGUUUAUUGAAAUUUAUUUUAAAAUACAAAGUCCCUCAAAACUUUAGAGGAAGUCUAGAUUCAAAGUCAGAUUCUUGUUAGGCCACAGACACAGAGGAGUCUACAGCAGCGCUCAGCAAGAGACAGAAGAGAUUUGAAGCUGUGAUAUGAUUGACUGACAAUGGCGGACUGUUGUGGUUUGAAUACUAACAAAGCUCAGCAUGAGAUGCCUUUGUUGGCAUGUUUAUGAGGGAAAGGGGUCUGAAAAAUAUUGAGGCUUCCAUGUAUUUUACACCAUUUCAAUUUUUAAACAAAAAGUCCUUGUCUGACAAAAACUCUGAAACAAUGGAAUGCUUUCCAAUUCAGCUGAUGACAACUGAAUGUAACUAAAAGUUAAAUUUAAUAUAAUAUAUUAUUUAAAACAAGUUACUGCAGAACUCCAGAUUGAGAGGAGGUCCAUGAGCAAGGAGUCUGGUCUUGUCAUAAGCAUGCUGCUAGUUGCUUUGGAUAAAAGCGCCUGCUAAAUGAAAUAACACGUAUUAGGAGGUAAUUGAAGGAAUUAGCAGGAUGACCCGAUCGCUCAAGGCAAAUGGUGGGGCAAAUAGGGUUCUAGUUGGAUCUUUACUGGAAGCACAUUGUGCGCGAGCAGCGGCCGCCCAAUGAAACGCCGCACAGACGCAAACGCUCCGGAUUGGUCGAGAACUCAGCGCACAUUUACAGGCUGAUCUGAGCGAGAGAAAGACUGCUGCACGCCGGCAGAUGAGAGGAGAAGAAACAACUGUUUGAAAGAAAAGAUAAGAAGAAACAUGGAAUCAAACAUGGAGCGAACGAUUCCUGACUUUUCUGGAUCCUGGAAAAUGAAAAGUUCCGAAAAUUUCGAGGAGCUUCUGAAAGCUCUCGGCGUAAACGUCUUUCUGAGGAAGAUUGCAGUUGCAGCAGCCUCCAAACCAGCUGUUGAGAUUACACAGCAGGGAGAAAGCCUCUCUAUUCAGACCUCCACUAGUGUGCGGACCACUCAUGUGUCCUUCACGGUGGGCGAGUCCUUCAACGAGACUACGGUGGAUGGACGCCCGUGCACAAGUUUUCCAAAAUGGGAGACAGACAGUAAAAUCACUUGUGAGCAGACGCUGCAGAAGGGGGAGGGGCCUGAAACAUCAUGGACACGUGAACUGACCAAUGAUGGCCAGAUGAUUCUCACCAUGAGAGCCGGAGAUGUUGUCUGCACCCGUGUGUAUGAACGAGACUGAUGGAUACUUAGACCUCAGUUCAUUCCAUCUCAACUAUGUCCACAGUGUGCUAAAAUACUAGUUUAUCAUUGUACAAAUAGCCUGUUCCUUCCACUUUUUAUAUGUUUCACAUGUGCUAAGUUUGUGUUUUAAAGAAGGAGAGAUGUUUGAAGGGUCAGAAGCGGUACUUGUAUAAAGAUGGUGUGAGUUUGCAUUGUUCUUUUUAAUGCAUUAUCUGAAAUGUGUAUUUAUUGUUGUUGUUCGUGCAUUUUAUGUUGCAGUUUCAUGUAUAUGCCACAAUGUGGCUUAUUAAUCAAAAAUGUUUUUGGCAAUAAACCUUUAUACAAAUAAACCCCCAAAAAUCUCA